AUGCUUACGGCCUCCCCGGCCUACCUGUUGGGAGGGGUCUCAUUGCUGUCAGCCGUCAUACUCACCAUCAUUAAUGGCGUGUGCUAUGGGUCUUCGAGAGGUUCGAUGCUACAUACUUCUUUGACUGAGGCAGUCACAGUUAGUCUCAGCAUUAUCAGUUGUUCUGUGGUCAUUUUCUUAAUAUUGAUCUUGGCAAACGAAUCGAAAACCAAUGUUAGGACACCACGGAAAGGCUGGAGAGCAGCAACCUACAUUACUGGGAUUGGGUAUCUAGUCAUAGCGACUGGGAUAACGGCCGGAACAAUAGCAUGGAGCACAAUGCAACCUGUGGCCGAGGCAAAGGAACCCGAUAGUUCUGCACACCGGCAGCCGCUGUUGGUCGCUCGUUGUGUCUUAUGGGCAACCUCCGUUCUUACUCAAGGAAUGUUAUGCGGAGUUCUCUUGACAAUUAUGACAAACAACAACAACAACAACAACAGUCACAACCAAUGGCCGACAUUGGUCUCAUACGAGCUCAAUGCAUUAACUCCGAGUCGGCCAGAAUCGAUACGCAAAGAGAUAUCCAACGCAACCUCGUCUAUUGUCGUAUCACAACGUCCCUCCGUUGACAGUACACCUCACUAUCCACCAUCAGCUUCGCGCGCGACAUCUCGAGGCCAAACCCGAUAUUCCGGCGGGACACUGAGCCAGUCAGACUCCAAGCGUGAUUCGCUUGACCUGAACCCAGCACUCGUCUCCCAUCCUGAGGGCGCAAUAAUCCGCACCAGAGCGGACCGCAGCCAAGAAGACCAGGGCAGAUCACCACACCUCCAACGACACAGUUCACAAAUUAAACGGUCUCUUGACAGUGUAAUGUUGCGCCCUUCGUCAACCAUAUCAUCCUCCACGGCCCAGUCGGAUGCCACCACAAGACCGCCAAAACUGCAACUGCCUGACGAAAGCAAUGUCCAUCCGCUAUUUCGCUCUUCUACACGCUCUCCUCCACCAACGACUACGCCAAGCACGAUGGUCCUCGCGUCUCCAGAGGCGGGUCAGACAAUUACCGUGAAGGCACUGCAUAGAAUGAGGUCAACGCGCUCGGUUGGGACGCCAAGUACACCACGGAGUAGGUCUCCUUUGUUUGAGCAAACAGAUCACCUUUUUGAGGAUAUAGAGCAGAGGCCGGGAUCAAUUCUGAGUUGUAGCAAUAGUAGGCUCGGUACAUAA
Messenger RNA from Aspergillus puulaauensis, 1206 nucleotides. RefSeq lists its product as uncharacterized. Bases 1 to 1206 code for a protein of 401 amino acids. Lineage: Eukaryota; Fungi; Ascomycota; Eurotiomycetes; Eurotiales; Aspergillaceae. The transcript has a single exon. The record is from RefSeq and is a predicted model, not a curated record.